Molecule: messenger RNA, 2376 nt
Organism: Cetraspora pellucida
Lineage: Eukaryota; Fungi; Glomeromycota; Glomeromycetes; Diversisporales; Gigasporaceae
Source: the annotation of a GenBank genome assembly
AUGAGAAAUACGCAAAGUAUCAUAAGAUAUCCAAACAUCACUUAUCCAGAAACAUCCAUUCAGCCUAAUCUAACUGGAAUUCAACCUCACAUUAUUGAUAUUGCGCAUUAUAAUGAUAAUAGAAAUAUAGAAGUUGUUCGUAUCUCUCGGGUGAAUUAUAUCUCUGGCAUUAAUAGAUGUUUUGAACAGAGGCUAUUACUCCGUGUUAUUCUAGCGAAUGGAAGUGUUAUUCCAAUAAAUUUAGAUAAUAUUGAAGAAAUACAAGAUAUCAAUUAUUGCUAUGUUAGUGGUAUUGAAAAUCCUAUAAGCAUAUACCCAUUAUUUGAUCAAUAUAUUAUAGUAACAUACACUCAUGCAACUAAUACCUCUGAUAAUACAACUUUUAUGGAUAGAGGUGUGGUUUUAGAUUGGAGUGGGAAAAAUAUAAGUACACUCGAUUUUGGACCAGCAUAUUUAUCGCCGGGAACCACUAUUUGGCAUCCAGAUCAACUUAUACGAAAUAAUAUCAUACCGAAAAAUGGAUUUUUAUAUUUAUCCGCUGUUAGUGGAACAAAUAAUUUGGAAUGGAAACAAUAUGAAUAUAAAGGGGAGGGGAGAUUCGCUUUAUUACAUAAUGACACUUUUGAUAUUUUGGAUAAUAAUUUAAACACCAACUUUCAAUUUACUGUGCUUUCAACUCUGAAUGGUGGAUAUGCGAUUGUAUACGUUAAUUCGACUAAUAACAUAUACGCUAAUUCAAAUAAUAACCAUACAGCUUCUGACCAAUUUACAGCAGGAAUUUAUGUAACAUUAUUAAAUUAUAAUCAAACGAAAACAAGUCAAAAACUUAUUUUGCAUGAAAUGACUACUCCUAAUAUUUCAUUCUCUGGAAUUUCUUGUUCUGUCAAUUACGAUUUCAUGGGCCAUACAUGCAUGAUACUUGUACAACAGCUUAAUGUCGAACCGAAUAACAUAACGACAACCAAGUUUUUUAUUAAAAUAACUUUUCAUUCCACUGGGUCUGUGACGCAAUUGAGGCAAUACAAUAUACCUAUUGAUAAUGCCUUUCCAUGGCUUAAAAUACUUCGGUUUGGAGGAUUCAUGUAUGUGUCACGGAAAUAUAAUGGACAAACUUACAAUUUCAGCUUUAGUCUUUACGAUGAGUCUGAUCAGCCAUCCAAUUGGACGUUUCCACAACAGCCAAUUAUUUCAAAUAUCUAUGGUUCGUUUGAUUUAUUGCCAAACAAUACGAUGUUAGUGGCACUAAAUGAAUUAUCUACAUCUUGGACUCUUCUUUCGAUUGAUCUUCCGUCGCUUAUUCCGGCUCCGCGUUUUGAUAGCGGUUAUGGUAAUUUACAAAUAAAAACGACAUAUCCUCUAAGAAACACCAAGGAUCUGCCUUUGAAUACUGAUAUGAUCAAAAUCACAUUCUUUGAUCGAGUUUCAUUUUCGUCCUCGAAUGCUAAUUUAACUAUCUAUCAAACAAUUAAUCAAACCGAUGUGCUUCGGCAGUUGAUUAAUUCAAAAAAUUGUACUGGAUGCAAUGCUUUAGACAAUGUCAUCAUGCUUAAUGUGCUUAACUGUACAUUUAACGAUCCAGGUGGGCAUUAUUAUAUAAAGAUGGAUAAUAAUUUUGUAAAGAAUGAAUAUGAUGAAUCCAUAGCAGGAAUUGAUGCCAACAUAUGGAGGUUUCAAACAGAAAAUAAACAAUAUGCUCAUUUAGGAGAUAUUAAAGGCAUACUAAGAUUGACAAUUACUGGGUCUCAAGAUUUCCAAGGAUUGGAUGACUCAGGAAGACAAAACUUUUUCAACACAUUAAUAGAAGAACUCACACUUAUAAUUCCUGUAGAGAAAGGCAGAUUAGAAUCAAAUGGGCAUUAUCAACUUGAUACUUCGAAAAUUCUUAUCUCACUACUCAUUCGUGAGGCAAAAGAUGAAAAAUUGACUGCCAAAGAUAUAAAGAAUGAUUUACACCAGUUAAUAAUAAAUAAAGCGUUUACGAGUAUAUCAGGGGGAAAGGCCACAAAUAGCUUAGAUGAAACUUACGGAUUUCAACAAGCUCCAUUAAGGCUAGGAUUGAUUAUCCCUAAUUUUAUUCUUUCAAUUCUUUUUGUUGUUCGUAACUCUAAUGAUAUACCAAUGCUUCACUUACCAAGAGGUUUAGUGACUACGCUUGUUAUUUUAACAGCAACUGAUUAUGAAUAUUUGACAAUUUUGAGAGAUGUACAUAUUUUUACUAAGAAAUUAUAUCGAUACGAGGAAAUCAAUAUAUUUAAUAUAUUUAAGCAUAUAUUCGGAGUUGCGAUUAUAUGGGGAGCAUUUAUUGAUAUCUUUCUUAGAAACAUUCCACAAAUCAUUGUUCUAGCAGUGAGUAAAUUUAUUAUAUUUAUUAUAUAA